Molecule: messenger RNA, 2597 nt
Organism: Xenopus laevis (African clawed frog)
Lineage: Eukaryota; Metazoa; Chordata; Amphibia; Anura; Pipidae
Product: zyxin-like
Exons: 10
Coding region: 16-2157 (713 amino acids)
Source: RefSeq, a predicted model, not a curated record
GAACAAAACGUUCUGAUGCCCAGGAGCUCACACUCUGUUAUACUCAUCCCCAACUGCCUGACUAUACAGCCCCGCCCAUCCUGCCCUGCGCCUCAUUCUCCCUGUGUGACUCCCGCGCCCACCGGCACCGACAGCUCCGGAUCCACAAACCCCGUCACUAUGGACCCUGCGGCCCCUGCCACCCGCAUGACCUCCUCCUUCACCAUCAACAUUUCCACCCCCUCCUUUUAUAACCCCACAAAGAAAUUUGCCCCCGUGGUUCCGCCCAAGCCCAAGGUUAACCCUUUCAAGGCCCCGGAGGAGCCACAGUCUUUAGUUGCUCAGGAGAAUUCUGCUGGGCCUGGGCUGCACCGGGCGUUUGUGGGGAAAGUUGGGGCGAUCCCCCCAUCAGCGCCCCCUGGGGGUGACCAUGAAGAUUUUAUCCUGCCGCCUCCACCACCGAGUGAGGAAUUGAUCUCACCCCCCAGCUCUUCUUUCCCCCCACCCCCACCUUCUUUUGGGGAUGAGGGACCGGGUUCCCCCUCUGGCUCAUUCCCACCCCCUCCCCCACCUGAGUUUUCCGAGCCCUUCCCACCUCCCAUAGAGGAAUUCUUUCCUUCUCCGCCCCCGCUGGAGGAAUGUGUGAGUGACACUCAGGACCUCCCUGUACCAGCCCCCCCACCUCCUCCUCCCCCUCCUCCUGAACCUUCUGCUCCUUGCGAGUCGCCCAAACCUGCAAUGGUUCUUCCCAAGCCGCCUCCUCCUUCCGCUUUCCCUAAACCCGAGCCCCCGUCUGUGGCCCCCAAGACUGCAUCCUCCGUUUUCAUCCCUAAGCCCAGCGCCCCAAUGGCAGUUGCCCCAAAGCCUCUUGCUCCCCCACCUGUUGCUGCUAAACCCUCUGGCCCAGUCUCUUUUGCACCCCCAUCACCUGCUCCUCACACUUUCUCUCCUGCCCCUUCUGCCCCAUCUCACACGUUCUCCCCCAAACCAGUCACUGGACCCACAUUUUCCCCCAAAUCUGCACCUCAUACAUUCACUCCUAGACCUUCAGUGACAUACCCCCAAAAACCAACAGAACCCCCCGCAGAGGCAUCUCAGGAGAAGUUGCCUGCAGCUCAGUCAAGUCCCAGAGUGACCCCUGCAGCCAAACAUGAAGCUCCUCCCCCUACAGUUUCAUCAAGUGCCCGAGCCCCCGGGUUCAGCUUUGCGCAGCAGCGAGAGAGACCCCGAGUCCUGGAAAAGCCAAGAGCAAAUGUUCAGGGGUCGGAGCCAGAACUCGAGACAACGGUGGAGGUCCAAGCGCAGAGAACAAGAAGUUUGGGGCCACAGAUAGAGAAUGGGAGAAGCUUUGGGGCUCAGUUCACUGGGGGAAAGGACAUGAAACCCCUCCCUGAAGCACCAAAGAGCCAAAAGCCCAUGUCCGACGGGAUCCACAGAACCGGGGGGCAGCACAGUGGCCCCAAAGUGACCGGGCAGCAGGGCCAAACGUCGGGCUCCCAAGGGCUGAACAUGAAGGAGGUGGAGGAGCUGGAGAUGUUGACCCAACAGCUAAUGCAAGAGAUGGACAAGCCGCCCGCAGCCGAGGCUCACACUAUGGAACUCUGUGGCAUCUGUGGGCGGGGCCUGUCACGGACAGAAACUGUGGUACGAGCCGGAGAGCAUUUAUACCACGUGGCGUGUUUCACCUGCUCCAGGUGUGAUCAGCAGCUCCAGGGGCAGCAGUACUACGAGAGCGAGGGGAAGCCGCUGUGUGAGGAGUGUUACCAGGACACACUCGAGUGCUGCGCUGUUUGUGACAAGAAGAUCACGGAGCGUUUGCUGAAGGCCAUUGGGAAAUCCUAUCACCCCUCAUGUUUCUCUUGUGCCGUGUGUAAGUGCUCCCUCCAGGGCGAACCCUUCAUUGUGGACGACAACAAACUGCCGCACUGUGUGAACGACUAUCACCGGCGCUACGCCCCCCGCUGUUGUGUUUGUGGAGACCCCAUUGCCCCAGAACCCGGCCGGGACGAGACAGUGAGGGUGGUGGCGCUGGAGAAGAACUUCCAUAUGAUGUGCUACAAGUGUGAGGACUGCGGUUGCCCCCUCUCUAUUGAGGCGGAUGAUGCCGGCUGCUUCCCAUUGGACGGCCAUGUUUUGUGCAAGAAGUGCCACACUGUUCGUGCCCGCGCUGCCCUGUGAUGACCCCCCACUGCCUGUGGCUACAGGAUCCAGCGAGUCAUCAGUCUGUGGCCCUAAAGACUCGGGACCUCCUGACACUCCGCCCGUAGCCCAGUCAUUAGCCGGUUUCCAGCUUCAGUGCCAGAGACUAGUGGGCGGCAGCUGGUGAGGUGGCAGUUAGCUGGUAGCCAUUAGUGUCCCUCGUCUCACUGCUUGCGCUCUCUCUGCCCCCAUCUAUACACGCCACUAGCACAGGGCACCUCUGUUUUUGAGGGGGGGCUUGUGUUGAAGGUUCCAGUCGGAUGUGACUCCUGGCCCGGGGCACAGAGUGGCAGAGAGGGGGCAAGUGAGAAGCAACACUUUUACACAAAUGAUUUUUUUUUAUGAUGUGUCGCUUUUUUUUCCCUGUAUUUUUUAGGGGGGGGGGGGUUUAUUGACCAAUAAACUGUUUUGUACAAAGA